Debaryomyces tyrocola is the source of this 387-nucleotide messenger RNA. The record is from the annotation of a GenBank genome assembly. Lineage: Eukaryota; Fungi; Ascomycota; Pichiomycetes; Serinales; Debaryomycetaceae.
AUGGUUUCGGUUGACAAAAGCUUUCAACUGAUUUACGAUGCUACCUCUGAAACCGAUGAAGUAAACCUUGACAAUUUAGGAUUUUUAAAUGCAAGUAGCAUCAAAACUGACAAUUCAAGAAAGGUUAAAUUUGAAACCACGUUGGUGAACUCAGUUACUGGGGAGGAUUCAGACUAUAAUGGGCUCAAGUUUUAUUCUAACCCAAAACUAGUACAAGAUUUCCACGAAUUUUGGUAUGAUCUUUUCCCUAAAUAUAUUACUAACAUCAAACAUCCCAAUUUGAUAGUUUUGAAGGAGGGUUUAGAGUCUGUAAACGAAGCGCUUGAGAUUUUGAGAGAUAAUAAAGUCAGUGGUGAGAAGGUAGUUUUUAGGGCAUCACGUAAGUAA